Apiotrichum porosum is the source of this 1143-nucleotide messenger RNA. RefSeq names its product UDP-glucose-4-epimerase (gene GAL10). Gene Ontology annotation, biological process: beta-D-galactose catabolic process via UDP-galactose, Leloir pathway. The transcript is spliced from 5 exons. Gene Ontology annotation, cellular component: cytosol. Gene Ontology annotation, molecular function: UDP-glucose 4-epimerase activity. The coding region runs from base 1 to 1143 and encodes 380 amino acids. The record is from RefSeq and is a predicted model, not a curated record. Lineage: Eukaryota; Fungi; Basidiomycota; Tremellomycetes; Trichosporonales; Trichosporonaceae.
AUGUCCCGCGACGCCGAGCUCAAGCGCAUUCUCGUCACCGGUGGCCUCGGCUACAUUGGCUCGCACGUCGUGCUCUCGCUCCUCCUUUCGGGCCGCUACCUCCCCGUUGUCAUUGACAACUGCCACAAUGCCUUCCCCGAGGCCGUCAAGCGCUGCAACGAGAUUGCUCGCGACGAGAUGGGCGCCGACGCUCCCCAGGCCACCUUCCACCGCGCCGACCUCCGUGAGCCCGAGACCAUCGAGGCUGUCUUUGCCGAGUACAAGGCCGCCGGCGGCAUCUGGGGUGUUGUCCACCUCGCUGCUCUGAAGGCCGUCGGCGAGUCGUCCGAGCUCCCUACCCAGUACUACAAGGUCAACGUUGCGGGCUCGAUCUCGCUCCUCGAGGCCAUGGCCAAGAACGACUGCAACAACUUUGUCUUCUCGUCGUCGGCUACUGUCUACGGCACCCCCGCUGUCAUCCCCAUCCCCGAGACCUCGCCCCUCCAGCCCGAGUCGGUUUACGGCCGCACCAAGGCCAUGGUCGAGUGGAUCCUCCAGGACAUCUGCCGCUCGGGCACCGACGAGCGCCCCUCGCCCCUCAAGGCCGUCUCGGUCCGCUACUUCAACCCCGCUGGUGCCCACCCCUCUGGCAAGCUCGGCGAGGAGCCCCGCGGCAAGCCCGGAAACCUCCUGCCCCUCCUUGCCCAGAUGGCUGUUGGCCGCGAAAAGUCGGAGCUCAAGGUGUUUGGCAACGACUACCCCGGCUCGCCCGACGGCACCUGUGUGCGCGACUACCUCCACAUCAUGGACCUCGCCGAGGGCCACGUCCUGUCUCUUGACGCCAUGGCCGUUGCCGAGUCGGAGAAGAACAUCUUCUCCAAGUGCGACCCCAAGAAGGACGGCUUCUACCGCGCCUUCAACCUCGGCCGCGGUGCCGGCCAGUCGGUCCUCACCAUGAUCGCCGCCAUGCGCAAGGCCUCGGGCUUUGAGUACAAGUACGAGAUUGUCGGCCGCCGCACCGGUGACGUCCCCGACCUCACUGCCAACCCCGCCCUGGCAGAGGCCGAGCUUGGCUUCCUUGCCAAGCGUGACCUCGAGGAGAUGUGCCGCGACCUCUGGAACUUCCAGACCAAGAACCCUAACGGCUACGAGCAGACCGCUUAG